This is a messenger RNA of Huiozyma naganishii CBS 8797, 1644 nucleotides long. RefSeq names its product Est1p (gene EST1). Lineage: Eukaryota; Fungi; Ascomycota; Saccharomycetes; Saccharomycetales; Saccharomycetaceae. Gene Ontology annotation, molecular function: protein binding; telomerase RNA binding; telomeric repeat DNA binding. Gene Ontology annotation, cellular component: telomerase holoenzyme complex. The record is from RefSeq and is a predicted model, not a curated record. The transcript has a single exon. The coding region runs from base 1 to 1644 and encodes 547 amino acids. Gene Ontology annotation, biological process: nuclear-transcribed mRNA catabolic process, nonsense-mediated decay.
AUGGCUGAUCUGGGCCUGCUCGUGGUCAGAGAAUCAAGUAAACUUAGUAGUUGUGACGUUUUGUACAACCGUAAAUUUGUUAGCGUGAGUCUGGUUAAAUUUCAUGCAGAACUUUUCGAGGCCGUUACUAGGAUACUGGAUUCAUCAACGAAGGUAACGGAGGACGAAAUCCAGCUCUUUUUUGAGUCCUUAUGGGGGGAGUAUCAACUGGUUGUUUUCCAGUACUUUAUCCGGUGGAAAGAGGCUCUGUGGAGGGAUUCUGCCAGACAGCGGAAAAAGUGUUACGUGGAAUUCAGGAAGUUAAGAGAUAGAUCGCAGCAGCUUUUCAAAAAAUUCCACAGGCUCUAUUAUUCCAUUAUCGAAUACAUAACGGCACGCUACGAUAUCUCCAAUGCAAUUCCUGUCCAUAUCUUAGGUAAGCUGAACUUGGAUAAAGUUUCGCACAGGACAAAACAGAUGCCAACCGUAGUGGUCUCUGAUCGGUACUCGAUAACUACACGGAACGUGACGUGCGUCUUUUAUCAUUGUUUGAUUAAUCUAGGUAGGAUACACUAUUGUCAAAAAAUGGUUGAAGAGCCCAUACAUCAUGAGAUGAGUCGGUGUGAGUUUACAAAAGCGGAGAGAUAUCUUACAGCGGCUACAAUCAUAAUACCCGCGCUCAGCACAUCGUACACACAACUAUACGUAAUAAACAACAAGAAGAGAAAUUACUUGGAAGCAAUAUACCAAUUGGUCAGGAGCUCGAGAACCAGGAUUGGUAAUGCAAAGGCUACCGAGACGUUACAGUUUUUCUUCAAGUUGAAUAACAUUGAGAAGUUGUUUCAAGAGCAAAAAGAUAUUGAUGGAGUGGGGCAAGUAACAUGGUAUACGUUCAUGUUGAUAAGUUACCACAUGGAUGUAUCACUGCGACGGUCUACUGCAGUAGAGUCUCAGAAGUCUAAAGCUAACGUCCAGAAGCUGCUCAACCAAGCGCUACAUAAUCAUGUCCCUCAAAUUAUCGAUAAAGUUUUCCAAAUCAUGGUCAUUCUCAUAGGUACAUUCCACACAAUGCUCUCAGUGGACCUUCCCGAGAUCGAAAACUUACACGCUGUCAAUGUCAAUAAGCUGCAUUAUUUCCAUUCCGACUACCUGGAAUUCAUAUUUGAGUACUUCAUCACGUUGAUCGAUAACGUUGCGACCGACGACCACGCCAGUGAGAUAGCACCCUUGGCCAUUGUCAGGCUGAUGAUUGGCUGGAUCAAAUGUAAUCGUCCAGUUUUGCACAAGGCUCAUAGACACGUUGUGCUAUGCACUAGACUGGCAAUGCUAGUAAACGUGCUGAUCAAGAAACUUCAACAAAACGGGAUCACACAGUGGUCCAUCAAACCGACAAGGUCGUACUAUUUUAAAGAGGAUGUUCUUCUCAAAAACUUCUCCUGCAUACGAGACCACCUCACCGACUUCAUGGACGACGAAAUAGACCGGAAAAGGCGUAACAUAAUCAACCGUCUCGCCGGGUUCCCCCCGCGAAAGGAGAGGCUGGACUUCCAGGGAGAGAAUUCGCUCAGAAGUCAGGCGGUCGUCGCUGCACUGAUCAAGUUCCUCUCAAGCAACAACUCGAACACCAGAUGGAACGAUGACAUGCGAGUCUUUGAUAUCUCCUAA